Molecule: messenger RNA, 1217 nt
Organism: Diospyros lotus (date-plum)
Lineage: Eukaryota; Viridiplantae; Streptophyta; Magnoliopsida; Ericales; Ebenaceae
Product: 2-methoxy-6-polyprenyl-1,4-benzoquinol methylase, mitochondrial
Exons: 9
Coding region: 177-1034 (285 amino acids)
Biological process (GO): ubiquinone biosynthetic process
Cellular component (GO): mitochondrion
Molecular function (GO): methyltransferase activity
Source: RefSeq, a predicted model, not a curated record
UCAGAUAGAAUUAAAUUUGAGCUGAAUUGCUUUUUGAUUCUUUAAAACUGUUUGGACGCCGUUAGUUUGCAUUUACGGAUCACUCUGUCUUCUCCUUGUCCACUGACUGAAUCAUUUUUCAAGUAAUUGUUGCCCUUUCUGGAUCAAUUCUCUGCUUUGUGUUCCCAGGAGCAACCAUGGCAUUAAGAAUGCUUACUAGGAGUUUGAGGAGCAAGCCAUCGUGUACAUAUGCUGCUGCUUCUAUGCUACAUUCUCAUGCAACAAGCUUUGGGUUUAAGGAAGUACGGGAAGAAGAAAAAAGCCAAAUGGUUGGCAAUGUCUUCAAUAGCGUUGCUUCAAACUAUGACAUCAUGAAUGAUUUGAUGAGUGCUGGAUUACAUAGAUUAUGGAAGGAUAGACUGGUGUCAAAAUUGAAUCCAUUUCCUGGAAUGAGGCAUCUUGAUGUGGCUGGUGGGACAGGGGAUGUUGCUUUCAGGAUCCUAGAAACUAUAAACAGGGUUAAUCAUACAGCAUUGCAAGAUGUUCCACAGGAAGAAACUCAAAUAUAUGUCUGUGACAUCAACUCAAAUAUGUUACACGUUGGUAAAAAAAGGGCCCAAGAGAGAGGUCUUGGAGGUCAACAAUCCCUCAUAUGGGUGGAAGGAGAUGCAGAAGCUCUAAGUUUUGAAAAUGAUUCUAUGGAUGGUUAUACUAUCGCCUUCGGGAUUAGGAAUGUUACACACAUAGAAAAAGUUCUUGCUGAAGCUUAUAGGGUACUCAAACAUGGAGGAAGAUUCCUUUGCCUUGAACUGAGCCAUGUAGAAGUUCCAGGUUUCAAGCAGUUGUAUGAUUACUACUCAUUCUCCGUCAUUCCAGUACUUGGAGAGCUGGUUGCAGGUGACCGGGAUUCUUAUCAGUACUUAGUUGAGAGCAUUCGUCGCUUUCCUUCUCAGGAGAUGUUUGCUUCAAUGAUUGCUGAUGCUGGAUUUCAGAAUGUUGAAUAUGAAAAUCUUGUUGGGGGAGUGGUGGCCAUCCAUUCUGGGUUGAAAUUUUAGAGAAUCUAAAAUGCUUUUUAGGUAAGUGGAAAAUUUUUCGAGAUUAUUAUUAUUUUGUUUCAAAGAAGGAAGAGGUUAUUUUGUAGUUUGUAGUAGGAUCCGGUUGUUCUUGAUUCAUUUUCUUUUAUUUUUCUUUUCUUGCUCUACAUCUAUCUUUUAAGAAAUAAUAGGAAGUUGAUAUUA